AUGUGCACCUUCAGCUUGCUAAAGGCUUUAGAAGAUGCGUUCCUGGAGGAACAGCAUCCUCAAAAGAUGCAACAGCAGGCAGGUUCCUGGUUCGGUGAUUCCUCUCCAUCGACGGACCCCGGACAGCGACGAUAUCUUCACUCAGAUGCAGGACGACGCAGAAUGGACAACUUCCGCUUCUACGUGUUGACAAGUUUCCUGUUGUACACCUGCUCUGCUUCAAGGCCGAAUGUUGUCCUUCUUUUCGCAGAUGAUUUAGGUUUCGGAGACUUGGGCUGCUAUGGACACCCCAGCUCACUUACUCCAAACCUGGACCGCCUGGCAGCGGGGGGACUCCGGUUCACAGAGUUCUACUGCACCAGUCCGGUCUGCAGCCCGUCCAGGGCAUCUUUGUUGACGGGGCGCUAUCAGACCCGCUCAGGUAUCUAUCCAGGAGUGUUGUACCCAGGCUCUAGAGGCGGUCUACCUCUAAAUGAGACCACCAUUGCUGAAGUGUUGAAACCUGUGGGCUAUGCUACUGCUGCCACGGGGAAGUGGCACUUAGGAGUUGGGGCCAAUGGGAUGUUUCUUCCAACCAGGCAGGGGUUUGACCAGUACCUGGGAAUCCCCUACUCCCACGAUAUGGGACCCUGUCGCAACCUGACUUGUUUCCCUCCAGAUGUUAAGUGUUUUGGAUUGUGUGAUGUUGGCACUGUAACUGUCCCACUAAUGCACAAUGAGGUCAUCAAGCAGCAGCCAGUCAACUUCCUCGAUCUGGAAAGGGCUUACAGUGAUUUUGCAACCGGUUUCAUCACCGCGUCAGCCAAGAAAAAACAACCGUUCUUCCUCUACUAUCCUUCCCAUCACACCCACUACCCUCAGUAUGCAGGUCCAGGGGCAGCCGGGCGCUCUUUAAGGGGCCCAUUUGGAGAUGCUCUUUUUGAGUUUGACAACACAAUAGGAAACCUUAUGACAACUCUGGAGCAGACAGGAGUGAUCAACAACACACUGGUCUUCUUCACUUCAGACAAUGGGCCUGAACUGAUGCGUAUGUCUCGUGGAGGUAAUUCUGGCCCCCUGAAAUGUGGAAAAAGCACCACUUAUGAGGGUGGCAUGAGAGAGCCAGCCAUCGCUUUCUGGCCAGGGACCAUCAGGCCAGGUGUGACUCAUGAGAUGGCCAGCACUCUAGAUAUCCUCCCCACCAUUGCAAGUUUGGCAGGAGCCAAACUACCCCAGGUGAUGCUGGAUGGGGUCGAUAUGACAGAAAUCCUUGUCAACCAAGGAAAGAGUAAAAGGGAGGUGAUGAUGUUCUACCCAACAGAUCCCAGUGAGAAGUAUGGCCUGUUUGCUCUCAGGCUAGGGAAGUACAAGGCCCACUUCUAUACACGAGGUGCUACCCACAGCGAUACUACCCCGGACCAAGACUGCUCAGUAUUUGCAUCCCUCAAGGCCCACAACCCCCCUCUUAUUUUUGACCUGGAGGCUGAUCCCUCAGAGCACUACCCUCUCCCCCUGAUGGGAAAACCCGACCUCCAAGCCAUAUUGGAGAGGAUCAAGAAAGUCAAGGGGCAGUUUGAAGCCUCCAUGGUGUUUGGAGAGAGCCAGAUAUCAAAAGGAUCAGACCCAAACCUGGAGCCUUGCUGCAAUCCUCAGUGUAGCCCCAAGCCCAGCUGCUGCAAGUGUACGACUGGAGUACUGCCCUGAUUAUUGCCUCAAGAUUGUGCUGUGAAAGCAGAUUUUGUAAUUACAGCUACAAUAUAAUUAGUUUGUACUGAAAAAUAAUAUUGCAAAAAAUCUGUUUCCUCAAUGAGGAGAUGAUUUUCUUAAUAUUUAUAUUGACUACAUUGAGAACUAAAGUGUACCAAUGUACUGUUUAUUUACAGACAUAGAUGUAUGGAUUUUAUGUGAAAUGCUUUGCAAUCCCAUAAACAAAAAGUGGAUCUGAACAAUAACGACAACAAAAAGGAUUUCGGACAUCAAGCAUAUAUUUUAUUCAUAAGACCAAACCCAUGACAAGGCAGAGUGAUUCUUUUGUCAUUUUUUUUCUUUGUUUUUCCCUGGAAUUUUUAUUAAUUUUACAAGUCCUUGUUUUUAAAGAUACAAGAUAGGAUAUGUUUGUUCUGUCACAUAAUGUUUUGCUCUAGGUAUACAGUGAAGAAUCUUAUUAAUGUAUUAAAGUCAAAAGUUUGGUUUAACUGUUAGUGUAUGUCUGAGCGGCUAUAUGGGACUAGAUCCUCCUCAGAGGUUGUUUUUGUGUAGCUGUGUGGAAAGAAGGAGUUUAACUGGGCUGUGAUGAGAUAGAAAAACAUAACCAGAAGCAAAUAGAUACAGAUCUCUGAGAGGAGCUCAAAGGUGAUUACUAUAAUCGGCAAGACGCAAUAACAGUUUUCCAGUGGCAGCUGACUCAGUCACUAUUCAUCUCUAACAGCAGAUUGGUCAGUCGUCUGGUGGGUGUAUGUCACACUAAUGAUGUCACAUUUCACAAACGUGCCCUAAAUGUGCUGCUGAAGCCUGUCUGCAGAGAGUUAUGAAGUUGGCAGGAACCCAAAUUCCACCUGUUUCACAGAUUCUGAGUUAACAUCUUGUGAAGAAACACAAGACACUGAAAUAAAAUUAUUGCAGAUCUCAGA
Molecule: messenger RNA, 2609 nt
Organism: Cyclopterus lumpus (lumpfish)
Lineage: Eukaryota; Metazoa; Chordata; Actinopteri; Perciformes; Cyclopteridae
Gene: arsa
Product: arylsulfatase A
Exons: 9
Coding region: 1-1683 (560 amino acids)
Molecular function (GO): arylsulfatase activity
Source: RefSeq, a predicted model, not a curated record